AUGACGCUCGUCGAUUCAGACUCACCGAUAGAAGAGACUCGAGAGAGUGCCCCCUCAUCCAAUCAUGAAUCGAUUGAUGAGAAGGCCGGUGUCUUCGUGUCCUUGGGCAAAGAUGAGCUGAAAGCCCAAGCAUCCGACCUGAGUGAAGAGGAUGAUCGCAACAGUGAUAAGGUUAUCAUCGUCACUGGUGCCGAUGCUGCUGUGCACUUACUGCCGAUGCGAGAUGACUUUGAUCCUGCAUUGACUUUCAGAAGCAUGGUAUUGGCAUCUGGACUUUCGUGUUUCCAAGCUGUCAUGAAUCAAAUUUAUUAUUUUAAACCGACGUCUGUUAGUAUCCAAGGUACCUUUAUCGUCUUGAUUUCAUAUUUCAUCGGCAAUGCCUGGGCCAGAUUCCUUCCCCGGGGCGAUAAAUUUGAAGCGCGGUGGAGGGCAAACGGUGGCCAAGGAAAAUUACCUCGAUGGCUCCGGCUCAUCAAGUUUAUCAAUCCCGGAGUUUGGACUUUGAAGGAGCACGCAGUCUGUUCUAUCACUGCAACAUCAGCCUCAAAUGCAUCAUCAAGUUCAGCUGUUUUUGCAGCACAGAAACUCUUCUAUAAUAUGGAUGUGACCGCGGCUACUGUUAUCCUGAGCACUAUCUCUAUUGGUCUAUUUGGCUAUGGUCUAUGUGGCUUGAUGCGUCCGAUCGCGGUUUGGCACACAGAGGCUGUUUACUGGGGAACCUUACCUACUGUCAAAGUACUCCAGGGAAUUCAUUGGCAAGAGGUGAAAAAUUCCAAGCCUCUGAGAUACUUCUGGUAUGCUUUCAGCGGCAUGACCCUGUAUGAGAUUAUUCCAGCCUACAUCUUCCCUUGGUUGAAUUCCGUUUCUAUUCCUUGUCUCGCAGCACAAAAAGCUACGGGCAACAAGGCUAAGGUCCUUACUAAUAUUUUCGGUGGAGCUACAAACAAUGAAGGUCUCGGACUUUUCACGCUCAGUUUCGAUUGGCAAUAUAUCACCUCUUAUCAAACUUCCCUUCCUCUCAAGCUUCAAGCUCAUCAGGCCCUUGGGUUCGUGGCAUGUAUGAUUGCCAUGGUUGGAAUCUACUACGGCAAUGGCUGGAACUCGCGAUCACUUCCCUUCAUGUCGACGAAACUUCUGAUGUCAAAUGGCACAAAAUAUCCAACUAGCAGCGUCUUCCCUGAUGGUGUACUUGAUGAGACCGCCUUGGUGAAAUAUGGACUACCUAAGCUAACGGGUUCAUUUGCUUUUGCCAUGCUUAUGGCUAAUGCUGCGAUUGGUGCCAUGAUCAUGCAUUGCAUUCUCUUCUGGGGGAAAGAUAUCUGGCGAUCGUAUAAGAAGGCAAGAGAAGGCCGAUUCGACGAUCGUCAUCACGUUCAUAUGGCAAAGCAUUACAAGGACACACCAUGGUGGUGGUACGGAAUUGUUCUUAUUGGCAGUUUUGUUCUGGGUCUCAUCGUCGUUCUGAAAGAGAAUAUUAGCCUUCCAGCCUGGGCUUACGUCGUGUCGCUUAUAAUAGGAAUUAUCAUUGCACCAUUCAGCACUCUUGUUUAUUCUCGCUACGGCAAUGGCAUUGCUACGAACAAUCUUUCGAAAAUGUUAGCAGGCCUCAUGAUUCCUGGACGGCCAGUCGGUAACAUGUACUUUGCUUGUUGGUCGCAUAAUGUUGUGAUGAACGCACUCAAUCUAUGCAAUGAUUUGAAGAUGGGUGAAUAUCUCAAAAUUCCACCUCGUGUGAUGUUUCUUACCCAAAUAUGGGGAACCCUGCUCGGCGGUUUCAUCAACUAUGCCAUCAUGAUAUCUGUUGUGGGCAGUAACCAAGCACUACUCGCUAAUGGCAACGGAAACAACGCAUGGAGCGGUGCGACUAUUCAAGCAUAUAACACAAAUGCAGCUUCUUGGGCCUUAGCACCAUACAUCUAUAAGGUCGGCACUGAGUACUCGAUGGUGCCUAUUGGAAUAGCAAUUGGAGCAGGAGCAGUUGUUGUUCAACGCUUUGUCUACCAGUUUUCCCCCAAGAUCAGAGGUUUUGAUAUCUCUGAAAUCAACAUGCCGCAGUUCAUCCAAUACGCCGGUUUCAUUCCAUAUAACCAAAGUCAGACCUGCGUUGUCCUCAGCUGGAUCCUUUCUGGUUUUUUUGUCCAGUACUACCUCCGAAACUACCAGCCACGCAUCUUCAAAGAUUACUCAUACCUAGUCACUGGUGCUUUCGAUGGAGCCAGUCUUACGGUCAUGUUCAUUCUUUCCUUUGCGGUGUUUGGCGCCGGAGGAGCUUCCCACGAUUUCCCGAGCUGGUGGGGUAAUAAUUCAAAUGGGAACUACGACUGGUGUCCAACCAGUGAUUCUUAG
Molecule: messenger RNA, 2346 nt
Organism: Penicillium taxi
Lineage: Eukaryota; Fungi; Ascomycota; Eurotiomycetes; Eurotiales; Aspergillaceae
Product: OPT family oligopeptide transporter
Exons: 8
Coding region: 1-2346 (781 amino acids)
Biological process (GO): transmembrane transport
Molecular function (GO): oligopeptide transmembrane transporter activity
Source: RefSeq, a predicted model, not a curated record